UUGAAAUUAACUAACAAGUAAUAACGACCCUUUUUUCUAUUUUCUUUUCAGCUAAGUAAAAAAGAAAAAAAGGAAAAAGAAAAAUAAUAAGUAAAAAAUUCCUUCUCUCUUUGUCUCCUUACUGUAGAGACAUCUGUCGGAAGAUUCAAUCCGGUUUCGAUUUCGGUUUUUCAACUCAUAACAGGCUCCUGCGUACAAUUCCAGGGUUGCCUCUCCCAGUCAGGGUUGCUACAAUUGUGCUUGCCAAAUUGAAGGUCAGAAGGAGUCAUAUUUUGUGUCAUUAAAAGCUGAAGAGAAAGAGUGCAUACUUGUUUUUGUUAUUGUGAUGUCUACAACAUGCAGAUAGUGUCACAGUUGUCCUUGGAGUCUGAGGUACACCUUCAUCCUGAGAAUAAUCCAACUCAGGAUGCAGGUCUUGUAGUAGCCUCAUCCACCCUUAACAAUGCUGUCCUUCAGCAGUCUGCUAAACGGCAAUGGGCUGCGUGGACGCGGCAAGAGGAAGAAAGUUUCUUCACUGCAUUACGACAAGUUGGCAAGAAUUUCGAGAAGAUCACUCAUAAAGUACAAAGUAAAAACAAGGACCAGGUCCGGCAUUAUUACUAUCGUCUUGUUAGGCGUAUGAACAAGCUGCUGGGUCCAGGAUUAUGUCUGGAUGCAAAAAACUCCAAGGAUACCAAUGCUGCAAUGCUUCGAUGGUGGUCUUUACUGGAAAAGUAUAGCUGCAAAGCAUCAAAGCUUCACCUAAAGCCUCGAAGGUUUAAGAUAUUUGUAGAAGCCUUGGAGCACCAACUCUUGAAAGACAGGAGGAGGAGUGUUAAAAGAAGAUCUUCCCAAGGGGAAAACUGUUCACCUACAGCUUCCAGUAAUGUCUCGAGUCAGAAUAGGCCUUCAGGACAGGAUACUUGCACAGUUAAACUGGUCCUGGUUGACAGUCAAAACAUACAAAAAUUAGGACCUGCAAAAGGAUCAUUCAAGCGCAAUGUUAACAUAGGUGUUAAUCGUAGUAGCAAGGGAGAAAUGACAACUUUGAAACCUGCAAGGCAACAAAGGAAACCAGCAGGGACUGCCUUCUCAGCUGCAUAUAAAAAGUGGGAAAAGGCUGCAAUUGCUGGGGUUUCUUUAGUUGCUGAUGCUGCUGAGCAUUUGGAGCGGACAGCUACUGAUAAAGAUGGCGAACUUGACCAAGGGCCAAAUGCACUUGGAUCUGUUGAUAAAGUUCCCCUUCCUUUGCCUGCUAUUUCACAAAAUCUUUUCAUAGAGAACAUCACACACACCUCUGUGAAACUUAAGCUGCAGCUGUAUCCAAUUGAUGAUGGUACUAGAAGAGCCCUGGAAAUGGAUAACCAUAAUCCACAUCUAGAGCUCACGCUUAGUACUCGCAAGAAGAUAUCAUCAGUAGUGGAACAUCUCAGUCGCAAAUGGGGUAAUUCCAGUGUAGCAUCCGGACAGCUAAUGCUUUUCCCCUACAGUGUUCAAAGAGAAAACCUAGUGGGUUAUCAGAGAUGGACACAGGACUCAGUUGUUAGUGCAGCAGAUGUGUAUGCAAUUAUUGGGAGCCCUCCACUGUUCCGCUUAAGGUAUGGGUGGUUUUCCGGUUCUGAACUUGUGCAAGCUCUGUCAGCAUCUUGCUAUAUUCCUGUUGUGUAUAAUGAAAAUGUCAAAAAUGGGAAGGACCAAUCCAUGCCAUCAACUAGUGAUCAAUCUGAGAAGCUUGUGGAUCCUUGUAAUGGUACUUCUGUGAAUGAAAACCUUGUAAUUGCAUCUUCCUUAAGUGAUAUGCCCCAUGAGAUGAGUAGGUGCAUUAGCACUUCAAAAAGUAAUUUUGUGGAGUCAGAUCCUGCAGUUAAAAUCUCAUGGCACAGGGAGCCUGAUGGCAAGCCUAUCAGUAGACAAUUGGAAGAUGAGGGUAAUGUGAAAUUAAGCAAUGGUACUGCAUUAUCAGCUGGGGAGUGGGCGGACAGUCUCACCAAUAUAAGCGUUGGAGAUCUACUUUCAGAAGUGCCUCAUGGUGUUGAUGCAUCACCUGAAACUCCUCAAUGUCUUCAGCAGAUCCCAUUCAGCUCUGAUUCAUUUGAUGCAGCCAUUGCUGCCCAUAUAUCUAAACAUCAAAACAGGAUGGAGCAUGUAUCCACCUUGACAUCCCAUACUACUUCCAUCUGGGAUGCUGAAGAAACACGUGAUGCUUUCUCAUUUCAAAAGAAUCCUACUAUAUAUCAAGAAGCUUUUAGAAUGCCUGACAUUGAUCCUGCAGUAGACUGCAUACUUUUCACAAAAAUAAGUUCAAUGGGUUCUGGGGGACUUAUUGAGGAAUUACCAGCUGAUAAAGCAGCUGUGGAAUAUAUUGCCGGAGAAGACCCCAUGGAUGAGAAACCAACUGAUUUUCAUAUCCUGGAAAAUAUGGAGAAGGAUUUCAGUGGGCUAACAGACAUGUUUUGGCCUGACUCUUUAGGACCAUUAGAAUUGGACAUACCAUCCUCUAAAUAUCCUUGCGAAGAUUUAAUUCUUGGUGAUAGCCUUGGAGGUUUAAACAGACUGAUAGCCAGCAGUCUGGAUGCAUUUCAAAAUUGCUCUUUCUUUGGGUUGGAUAAGAAAGAACUGACAACAACAGUUGAAACACGAGAAACUGCCACCCUUUCUGAUUUUAAAGUUGGCAGUCAGGGUUAAGAAAUCCACCAAGUUGGGUCUCAGGCAAGCUUUCCAGAAUUCAGAAAACUGUAUUGUCAUUACCAUGCAGCUAGCUACAAUCACUUCCUAGUUUAGCUGAUCGGAAGGGCAGUUGAUAAAGCAAGAGAAUGCUUUGAUUUGUGAGGUAAAGUUUCUCCGACCAAACAAAACGCCUCCUUCAUCUCUACAAGAAUAGACAUGGAAAAAGGUUUAUGCUCCAUUUCCAACUUUUUCUUGUAUUUCUGUGUAUACUGUUUUGUGGAACUGAUGUGAGGAACUCUGCACAACCCCAAUAGACAAGAAUAACUUCAUCUGACAUCCUUUGUAUGUUUUAGUUGGAUAACCAUAUCUAUAAAUAUCUUCACAGCUUUCUGAUUGCCUAUA
This is a messenger RNA of Mangifera indica (mango), 3048 nucleotides long. RefSeq names its product TSL-kinase interacting protein 1. The coding region runs from base 337 to 2664 and encodes 775 amino acids. Gene Ontology annotation, molecular function: chromatin binding. The record is from RefSeq and is a predicted model, not a curated record. Gene Ontology annotation, cellular component: nucleus. Gene Ontology annotation, biological process: pattern specification process. The transcript is spliced from 14 exons. Lineage: Eukaryota; Viridiplantae; Streptophyta; Magnoliopsida; Sapindales; Anacardiaceae.